AUGCGUAGCACAACUGCCUGCCAAACUCGCCCACACCGUGCCUCUUUCGAAUGCCAGACACGCGCCUCUCCAGGUUGCCCGCGCGCGCACCUCCUUGACGCCCGCGCGCGCUUCUCCUUGACGCCCGCGCGCGCUUCGCCCAUGGGGAAGGACACGGGGGUGAGGGGGAAGGACAGAGGGGGAGAGACAGAUGGGGGAGGCACCGGGUGGAGGACAGAAGGGGAGAGACAGAGGGUGCAGGACACAGGGGGAGAGACAGAGGGGGAAUGUCACAGGGGGAGAGAUAGAGGGGGAAGGAGACUGGGAGAGAGACAGAAGGGGAAGGACAGAGGGGGAGAUGCAGAGGGGGGAGGACAUAGGGAAGGACCUCAGAGAGCGAAGGCCACCACACACCACCAGCAUUCCCUCCACUUGCCCGCCUCCUUUGCCCACCACGCACCACCAGGAUCCCCCCCACUUGUCCGCCCCCCUUCCCCCCCACACACCACCAGCAUUCCCCCCACUUGCCCGCCCCCCUUCCCCCCCACACACCACCAGCAUUCCCCCCACUUGCCCGCCUCCUUUCCCCCCACAUUCCCACCUCCAUCCCCUCAACCUGCAACCCCCCGUUCCCCCCACAGACCGACCUCCGUGCAACCCACAUAUAUCCCUCUUUCCCCACUCCCACCUCCUUGCUUCCCCACUCCCUCCUCCCUGCUUCCCCCCUCCCUCGAGACAGAGGGGGGAGGAACAGGGGGAAGGACCGAGAAUGAGAGAGACAGAGGGGGACGGACAAAGAGGGAGAGACAGAGGGGGAAGGACACAGGUGGAGUGACAGAUGGUGAACAGCACAGGGGGGGAGACAGAAGGGGAAUGAUGGAGGGGGAGGAUAAGAGGGGGAGGGGCACAGAGGGGGAAGGACAGAGGUCUAUUCUCCUUUGCCACACCUGCUUCCACCCUCCCUCCCCCCUGCUUCCCCUCUCUCGCCUCCCUGCUUCCCCCCUCCCUCCUCCCUGUUUUCCCUCUCCCUCCUCCCUGCUUCCCCCCUCCAUCCCCAAUGCUUCCCCCAUGCACCUCCUCUCCCUCGAUCUUGCCAUCUUUCCAGUCCCUCCCCAUGUGCCUCUCCAAUCCCUCCCCUUGUACCUAUCCUCUCCCUCCCCAUGUACAAUUGCAAAGAGGAGGGGGGACGCACGCGCAACAGGGGGGCAGCGCAGCAGACUUGUGUGCAAUGUCAGUGACCAUUCACCCUCUCUUGCAGACCUUUUUGGACUGCAUUCACAUCCGGAAGGAGGAGGGGGGACGCAGGUGCAACUAGGGGGCAGCGCAGCAGACUUAGGAACACGCACACAUUCGAAAAGUGCCUGCUGCAUCGAUGAGUUGAUAAAGUCUGGGCUGAAUGCUGAGAUGUGUGCUUCUUUUUCUCUUCCCAUUCCCCUCCGUGCUUGCCGCCCAGCAGGUGCUGGAGAGCGGCGCCCAGGUGCUGAGCGACCGGGGAAUCUGCUGCAUUGA
Closterium sp. Naga37s-1 is the source of this 1488-nucleotide messenger RNA. The record is from the annotation of a GenBank genome assembly. NCBI's taxonomy places the organism in Eukaryota, Viridiplantae, Streptophyta, Zygnematophyceae, Desmidiales, Closteriaceae.